GAGGGACACUUACUAGUAAUACUCUCUCUUUCUCACUCACUUCACACACAGAUUGCACCCUACAAAGGUGCACACUUCGCAACACAACUUUCUUCUUUUCACUGAAACCCCUUUUUCCCUUAUCAGAUCGCAUCACUGUUUUCCUUCAAAACGACACCGACUUGAACCACAAAGCACGUUGUUAUUGUCGUCGAAACGCGGUUAACAGUGUUCUUGUUCUAUGCCUUGACUUUGUUCGCUUCGUUGUUUCCACGGUUGCCAUCAUGGACUCCUCUAAGAAACUUGUAUUCUCGGAACCCUUUAUGUCUCAGAGGAGGAAGGUGAUUUCUGGGUUCAGUUUAGGUGUUGGGGUUUCUCUCGUUUUCUUCACUCUUCUCCUGCUCAACAACACUUCCCUCACCGCUCCCAAAGUUCAAGCCUUUCUGCAAGGAUCUGAUUCCAACUCUUCCUUUUCUUGGCAUUUUCCCUUCACGACUCGUUCUCUCAACGGUUCCGUCAGUUUGCUGCAUAGGGCUGAAGUGAACGUGUCAGGGGAGCGUUUGGGGAAAACCCUUGUGGGGAAUCAGAAAAACGAAAGCUUGCAUUUUGGAGCGGAGGAAGAGCAUUCUAGUUCUGUGAAGGAUGUUAGUUUUCUCGGGGAGGGACAUGCGCACGUGGGAAAUUCGUCAUGCAGUGGUGGUGGUGGAGAUGGAAAGUGUGGAGAGGGGUUGGUUAAGGAAAGUGGUAAUUUUAGUGUUGGUAGUUUCCGUGGGGAGUGUGACAUCUUUGAUGGGAAAUGGGUGAGGGAUGAGUCGAAGCCGUACUAUCCCUUGGGGUCUUGUCCCCACAUCGAUAGGGAUUUUGAUUGUCAUCUUAAUGGGAGGCCUGAUAGUGAGUAUGUGAAGUGGAAAUGGCAACCAAAUGGGUGUGACAUUCCAAGUUUGAAUGCAACUGAUUUUCUGGAAAAGUUGCGAGGACAGAAGCUGGUUUUUGUGGGGGAUUCACUGAACAGGAACAUGUGGGAAUCCCUGGUGUGUAUCCUACGUCAAAGUGUCAAGGACAAGAAACGUGUUUUUGAAAUUUCAGGAAAAACAGAAUUUAAGAAGAAAGAUGUCUAUGCUUUUAGAUUUGAGGAUUAUAAUUGUUCAGUAGAUUUUGUUAGUUCACCAUUCAUUGUUCAAGAGUCAACUUUCAAAGGCAUAAAUGGGUCCUUUGAGACAUUAAGAUUGGAUUUGAUGGACCAGACAGCUACCACCUAUCAUGAUGCUGAUAUCAUAGUCUUCAAUACAGGUCAUUGGUGGACCCACGAGAAAACAUCUAGGGGAGAAUAUUAUUAUCAAGAAGGCAACCAUGUAUACCCCAGACUCAAAGUUCUGGAUGCAUAUACAAGGGCAUUGGCCACUUGGGCUAAAUGGAUCGACAAUAAUAUUGAUGUCAAUCGAACUCAGGUUUUCUUCAGAGGAUACUCAGUAACCCAUUUUAGGGGUGGACAAUGGAAUUCAGGAGGACAGUGCCACAAAGAAACCGAGCCAAUAUCUAAUGGACAGCACUUACGCAAGUAUCCAUCAAAAAUGAGGGCUUUUGAGCAUGUCAUCCCAAGGGUGAAAACUCAAGUGAUAUAUUUGAACAUUAGUAGACUUACAGAUUACAGAAAAGAUGCACAUCCUUCUAUAUACAGAAUGGAGUAUAAGACCGCAGAAGAACGAACCUCUGCUGAACUACACCAAGAUUGCAGUCAUUGGUGUUUGCCUGGAGUACCUGAUACUUGGAAUGAAUUACUGUAUGCUUCUCUCUUGAAAUAUGGUAAAGGCCAUUGGAAAAGCUGAGAAAAACUCCUCAAAAUCAUCCCACACCCGAUUUCUGAUUCUUUAUACACAUUCAACACAUGUAUAUUCAUUGAUUUCUCGCAUCUGGGUGUCCAUCACAAAGGGUAUCUUGAGAGUUAUAAUUUGUGCUGAAGAUGAUUGAUUAGAGUGACAAGUUUAUGUGUAUUUUCUGUGUACAUCUACUGGCUACUUGUCAUAAUGAAUACCACGAAAUCUGUAAAAUUUGUAGAUUGAAAGCAUGAUUUGAUUCUUUGCCUU
Molecule: messenger RNA, 2063 nt
Organism: Cajanus cajan (pigeon pea)
Lineage: Eukaryota; Viridiplantae; Streptophyta; Magnoliopsida; Fabales; Fabaceae
Product: protein trichome birefringence-like 2
Cellular component (GO): Golgi apparatus
Molecular function (GO): O-acetyltransferase activity
Source: RefSeq, a predicted model, not a curated record